This is a messenger RNA of Coregonus clupeaformis (lake whitefish), 1197 nucleotides long. Its product is annotated as bone morphogenetic protein 2-like. Lineage: Eukaryota; Metazoa; Chordata; Actinopteri; Salmoniformes; Salmonidae. Gene Ontology annotation, cellular component: extracellular region. Gene Ontology annotation, molecular function: growth factor activity; cytokine activity. Bases 1 to 1197 code for a protein of 398 amino acids. The record is from RefSeq and is a predicted model, not a curated record. Gene Ontology annotation, biological process: SMAD protein signal transduction. The transcript is spliced from 5 exons.
AUGCACCACCACCACUCUGACAUGUUACCUGUUGCCAUGAUCAUCGCCACGUUAGUGGGCUUGGCUACUUCAAAACCAUCAAUACAUUUGGAAAACCACUUUUCCAUGGAGAACGAAUCUGAAGAAGUGCGUUCAGCUGCUAUCAAGAGGCUCCUGGAGGUUUUUGGUAUGGAGGUCCCUCCUCUCCUCCGGGGCGAUAAGCAGUCGCCUCAGUACAUGCUCGACCUGUACAACACAGUCGCAGAUGUGGACGGUGUUACCAAGGAUUCCUACCUUCUGGAGGGGAAUACAGUUCGCAGUUUCUUCGACAAACUGCACAAUGAACAAGUGGAGUUCCUGUUCAACUUAUCCACAGUGGCCAGGAGUGAGAAGGUUCUAACUGCUGAGUUACAUAUCUUCAAACUGCAGCCCCAGGCCUCCACAGCAUUCAACAGACAUCACUUCUGUCAGGUCAGUGUCUACCAGCUCAUGGAUUGCAGCAAAAUGAACAUAACUCAGGGGAAGAAGCUGUUGUCUUCUAGACUGAUCCCUGUCCACUCCACUGGCUGGGAGGUGUUUACCAUCACACAAGCUGUUAGUUCCUGGAUGGUUGAAGAAGGCAGUAACCUGGGUCUGCUGGUGACAGUGCAGACCCUGGGAGGAAGCCAGAUGGAUCAGAAGGUGGUUCGUUUCGCUUCAGAAAGGAACCAUCACCAAAGCAAGCAGCCCAUGCUGGUGCUGUUCACUGAUGAUGGCUGCCGUGCUGCUGCUCUGGAGAACACACUCAACGGUAGCCCUUGCUCUCCCCAGCCUGCCUGCCAUCCCCGUCCUGCCAAGCCUCCUCAACGCCCAGGCCCCCACCGCAGUGCACGUUCCCUGGACUACGAGGAUGGGGAGAAGAUUACAUGCCAGCGCCUAGCCCUCCACGUGGACUUUGAGGAGAUUGGAUGGUCUGGGUGGAUCGUGUCACCUCGGGGGUACAAUGCCUACCACUGUAAGGGCUCCUGUCCCUUCCCCCUGGGCCAGAACAUGAGGCCCACUAACCACGCCACUGUUCAGUCCAUCAUCAACGCUCUGAAGCUGACUAAAGGCAUUGCGACGCCAUGCUGUAUGCCUGACAAGUUCUUCUCCAUCAACCUCCUCUACUUUGAUGAUGACGAGAAUGUGGUGCUGAAGCAGUAUGAUGACAUGGUGGCAGGAAGCUGCGGCUGUCACUGA